ACCGUCAUGCUGCUGGUCUGCAAUGCCGCCAUUGCCUUGGUCCUGCUGUCCGUUAUGCUGUGGUGGAUCGGCCGCCUCAGCUGCGGCUGGCUGCUCGUGUUGGUCUGCACCUUCCUGCUAAUGUUGCUGAGGUUGCUCCCCUUCUGAGCCGUCGUUCUCGGACACAGCCGCAGUGGGCAGAGGGGCUGCUGGUGCUGGUGGCUGUGGUGCUGGUGCUGGCGGCUGUGGUGGGGGCACUCCUUGCUGGAUGAGUGGCGGUGCAGUAGGAUGCGGGUGAGCGAAGUAGCCGUGUGGUGGGUAGGGGGCUGGUCUUGGUUGUGGCGGUGUCGGCACCGCAGGAGUGGCAGGGAAGGGCGUUGCGGGUGUGGUCGUCUUGCUCGCCGUCUUGAGAGGGAACACCGACUCGUGAACCGACACAUCACGUGACUCAACUACCACCGAACGAUCUGGGAUGAACACACAGUGCACGUCCUUUGUGUUCUCCUUUCUGCCCAGGUACACCCCUUUCUCAGCCUUGAAAUCAAAUGGAUGACGGCGAGGACCCUCAGGUGCCUUGCGCUGGUGGACGUAGGCCAGCGCACCAAACGCAUGGAUGUCUUUGUAGUCGGGCUUGACACCACGCAGGGCCUCGAUGGGGGUCAUCAGACGCUCACGAGACAAGGCAGCAUGCGGCAUACGGUUCCUCAGGUAGGUCGCCCACUUGACGGCGUACGGCCACAGCAAGUCGCGAAACGUCCACAGUCCGCUCUGGUGCAGCAGCUUUCUCGACAUGUCCACGAUGAUGCCUAUGGAGCGCUCGACGAUGCCAUUCUGGUGCUGAUGGUGGGCGGCGCUGAACUCCUGCUUGAUGUUGAGGUCGGCGCACGUUGAGCAGAACAGACGAGAGUGGAACUCGCCUCCGUUGUCGGUGCGAAGACGGUGGAUGCCGUGGCCGUCCGUAUUCGGUGCGGAAGAGCUUGAGUGCGCGCGCGACGGUGUCGGCGGUGUGGUCGGACAGCACAUAGACGAAUGCGGCACGAGGGAAGACGCAGACGAAGAGCAUGAAGCAGGUGAACCUCGAGAUCAAGUUGCCGAUGAUGCUGGUCUUGACGGGCUUGAUGUCUGCAGUGACGAGGUCGCCGAUGAAGUCGGCCUUGAUGGGCUCUCCCUCCUUGGGCACUUCGCGCAUCGCGCCGAGUUUGCAGCUGUCGCAUGGGGGCAGGUCGUUGGGCACCUUGACGUUCUCGUUCUCGGGCCAUUCGCUCAUGCGUGAGAGGGCCUUGGCAGUCGCAUGGCUCUUGUUGUGCCAGUAGUUGUAGUUCUGCUCGGACGAGUCGACGGCCAACACACACUGAUCAACCCUGACAGCAACAGACUCACACACACUGGUUAGCCCUGGGGCAUCACCCGUGUUUGUGUGUCUGUCUAUCGCCACCUGCCCGUCAUUCUGACCUGAAUGUGGGCCGGGGCGAGCACAUGGUGCUGCUUUGAAGGGGGCCCCGGACCCCAUGCUAUGUUGUUCGGGGCUCAAUCGUCCACCACCAUUCUCCAUCCGUCCCGUGUGCAUGGCCAUGUCCCCACGUGCACAAAAUCGAUGAAGUGCAGCUUCUGAUGAGGCUGUAGUUGGUUGUCUUGUGCUUUGCUUAGACCAUACGGUGGGUAUGGUCUAGAUCAAUACAGGUCGACUCAAGCGUGGGGACUCGAGAGCGAUUGAAUGAAUGAACGUCAGUCGUGAAAGUCCUCUGCGCAGUGCCGGUCAUGCAGCGAGCUCAACCAAUGGGCGCUGUGAGCGUUGACAAGGCAGGAAACUGCCGCUGCCAAACUCGCAGACGACCGGCAAAAGCAAACACCACGUCUGAGGACAUCGCAUGCACAGCCAGGCAGACACACAGACAGUGUGGUGUGUGUGGUUGGUGUGUCUGUCUGCCUGUCCUUCUGUCUGUCUUGAUACGCACCAGAGAGUGAUUUCAAAAGUGCACCCGAACGAAAAGCGACACGACAGUGCAGCUUGCCGCACCUCGAGAGGGGAAUGCUCACACCGGUGCUCUCGUGGAUGAAGUGCGAGGCGACUUGGUGGCUCAGGUAGACACCGUAUCCAUGCAGGUUGAUGUCGUCAGUCGCAAACACGUUGUACUUGAGGUCGAGCACGACAGCGAUGUUGCCGAUCGUUAGAGUGACGGGGCCAGAUGUGCUCUGCAUGGUGAGGGGGAGGGUGCCGACGGCCUUGAUGGGCAUGAGAUCGUUGGAUGCUGUCCUGAUUAUUUCGGGCACGGCUAGGGGCGAGAUGUUGACCAGGUGUUUGCCGUCCCUCACGGCGCUAUUGGUGGCGGCGCAGUCGACGAGCAUGCUGCUCUGCAGGUCGAUGGAGUAGAGCUCAGAUACGAUGGGCUGAACGGUGAUGACGCGCUGAGUGAUGAGGCACCACGAGUCACGGUCGAUGUGGUGCUGCUCCACAGUCACUGGCUGUGCCGUCCCUCCGUUGCCGCGGUUGCCCCUAUCGUUGCGUUGUCAUCUGGCGGCCGUUGCGUGCGCUGCGGUUGUUGAUGUCCCUGUCUUUUCUCGGCUCCCACAUCAGCGCCCUGCUGUCGCCGUUGCGCAGCUUGUUGAUGCGGUCGUCGCAGUAACGCCAUCCACCCCAAUGCGUCUUGUGGCAGAAAUCGCAGUCCACCAUGCCGAUGCGCCUCAUCCGCUGCUCGUCCAGAUGCCCGUGAGGCAGGGGCUGGUGGUGCUGUGAGAGGAUGUGUGGGUAGGAAGUGUAGGAGGGAUGGAGCUGAUG
Vitrella brassicaformis is the source of this 2755-nucleotide messenger RNA. The record is from the annotation of a GenBank genome assembly. NCBI's taxonomy places the organism in Eukaryota, Vitrellaceae.